AUGUUUGUUGUGCUUCUUUCGUUAAUUGGUAUCCUUAUAAUUUGGUGUUUUUACUUAAGAUUUUCGAGAAAUGGAAGACUGUACGCGAAGAUCCCAGGUCCAAAAGGUUUACCUAUAUUGGGUAACGCCUUUCAGUUUCUGAUUUCACCAGACAAAUUAUUCACAAUUUCGCGAGAACUGUACAAAACUUACAAAGGUGUAACACACUUACAGGCAUUAAACUUUCAUUGUGUGAAUAUUUACGAUCCAGAGGAUACAGCGAUUAUACUUUCUAAGGCACAGUUUCAUGAGAAAGAUGUUCCAUACAUUUUUUUAAAACCUUGGCUCCGCGAAGGCAUUCUCACAAGCAACGGUCAGAAAUGGCAUUAUAGACGAAAGAUGUUGACGCCUUCUUUUCAUCUAAAUAUCCUAAAGAAAUUUUUACAAAUUUUCGUGAUACAUACGGAAGAUUUAAAAAAAACCUUAGACACAGAACUAUUAAAUGAAAAAACAAAUUUAUACGAAUUGAUCUCGCAUACAACACUUAAGAUAAUGUGUGAGACUUCAAUGGGUGUAUCAAAACAAAGCAAUCUAGAAGCUUUGCAUAGUAAAUAUUUAUACGCUAUUGAAAAAAUUGGUGAUUGUAUCGUCCAAAGAGUUUGUCGAAUAUGGUUAUUCUUCGACUGGAGUUUUAAUAUUUCAAAAUUGGGUGAAGAACAAAAAAAUAUAAUACAAGAACUACAUGCGUUUUCAAAUGACGUUAUUCGUGAUAGAAGAGAAUUUAUAACAAAUAAUACACAAAACAAAUACGAUGAUACUAUGGGGAUCAUUGAAAGUAAGGGUCGUCUUGCAAUGAUUGACUUGCUUUUUGAAAAUGAAAGAAACAAUAAUAUUGAUGAAAGCGGUAUCAGGGAAGAAGUGGAUACAUUUCUAUUCGCGGGGUAUGACACCAUAUCCACUACUUUAAUGUUUUUCAUCAUGAGAAUUGCAAAUGAACCGACAGUUCAGGAAAAAAUUCAAGAAGAAGUUGAUAAAAUAUUCGGAAACUCUACGCGCACGCCUACCAUUGAAGACUUGAACGAGAUGAAGUAUAUUGAAUGUUGUAUAAAAGAGACUCUACGAAUUUAUCCCAGUGUCCCGUAUAUAUCGCGACAUCUCAAUGAUGAAGUUGUACUCGGUGGCUACAGGGUCCCAGCAAACACGCAAGUGAACGUAAUGAUAUACGACUUACAUCACAGAGAAGACAUAUAUCCGGAACCAAAAAAGUUUAUCCCGGAGCGAUUUCUACCGAUCAAUCAAAUAAACAGACAUCCUUUUGCCUAUCUUCCAUUUAGCGCAGGUCCUAGAAAUUGUUUAGGUCAGAAAUUUGCUAUGUACGAAAUGAAAACAUUGAUAUCAGGUAUAACUAGAACGUUCCAUAUUGAGCCUGUGACCAAACCUGAGGACAUAGUCUUCACAGCGAACAUAAUCCUUCGAACGACAGAACCAAUUUAUGCUAGAUUCAGAAAAAGAAAUUUUUAAGAACAAAAUAUUUAUGACACUUUAGUUAUUGUUAAUUUAAAAUAUACACAUACUCUUGCAGUAUUUUUACUAUAUUGUAUUUGCUUUGUUUUCCCGUUUGGGAAACCACUCAUUUAUCACAUAUUCUAAAGCCAAACAGCAAUAAUUAUAUAGUAUUGUUAAGUUCCGGUUUGUAGGGUUGGCGAGCCACUGUUACCACAGACACAAAGUACAUAACAUCUCAGUUCCCAAAGUUUAUGGCGCAUUGACGAUGUAAGGAAUGGUAAAAAUUUCUUAGAGUGCCAAUGUCUAUGGGUGACGGUGACCACUCAAUAUCAGGUGCCCCAUUUACUAGACUGUCUAACUAUUUUAAAUAAAAAAAAAUAGAAAUUAAAUACAGAAAAAAAAUAUAUAAGAAAAAAUAAAAGUUGUUCUAAGAAAACUAUUGUUUCUUGUGUAUUUUAAGGGUUUGUUUUUCUCACUAUAACGA
This is a messenger RNA of Nymphalis io (European peacock), 1969 nucleotides long. RefSeq names its product cytochrome P450 4c3-like. The coding region runs from base 1 to 1500 and encodes 499 amino acids. Lineage: Eukaryota; Metazoa; Arthropoda; Insecta; Lepidoptera; Nymphalidae. Gene Ontology annotation, molecular function: monooxygenase activity; oxidoreductase activity, acting on paired donors, with incorporation or reduction of molecular oxygen; iron ion binding. The transcript has 9 exons. The record is from RefSeq and is a predicted model, not a curated record.